AGCAGGCUAUAUAUACCAGUAGCAGGGCCAAAGCUAACAGUCGUAGUAGGAGUAAUCUAAGUGGUAGCCGUCAUGAGAGAGACAGGGAGGAGACGGACAGACAGACACAGAUACAGAGUGAGAGUGGGAGAGAGAUAAGCAGAAUAGGAAGAGGAAGAAGCUUGAGAGAGGGAGCGGCGAGGAGCUUCACGGGAAGGGGAAGAAAAUUGGGUAGUUGAUGACUGGGGCAGGGCCAACCAAUUUAGCAGCAGGUCCAUCACCACUCUAAUCGUAAUCAAACACUCACCGAAGAAGCCCAACGAAGGAACACAAAUCAAAAGAAAAAAACAGGCAGAAGAAACAAACUCGUGUGGAGGAGUGGGGGAGAAGGAAGGGGUACAAGAAAGGAACAGGGGCAGCUCUUUUGCUUCGGAGCUCUUGUAAUGGAGACAGGAGGAAGGGCUUUGAAUAUAACGAAGGCGAGGAGGGGUUAGCUGGCUUGGCAGGGCCGUGAUGGAGGAAGAAACACCUUCAUGGCCUGGACGAAGAGCCUUGGAGAAGCCCUAGACGACGAGUUUGUCGUCGAUAUCGUGGCGUCUUCAGUGUUGAGAGGAUGUGGGACGUGAAGUGCGAGGUGCCAUGCUCGCAAGUGUGAGUGAGGGAGGUGAUGGCUUGGACAUGGUGUGGUGUGACGAAGUGUUAACGGAGUUGGUGUGAGAGAGAGAGAGUGAGAGUGAGUGAGGGAGCGAGGGAAGGGGAGGGUUUACCGAGGGCUGAGGUUCUAUGAAGGCAUCGCGUGGCCAUGGGCCGGCAAGGCGCGUCUCCUCUGCCAAACACCGUCGGUUUCUGCACAAUGCUAAACAGUCCAAACGCAAGAGCCGUAGUUCCUUGGCAAAUAUGCGGAUAGCCAAUGCUUUGCGUCAGAGUACUGGGAUUAUCGGCCACAGUAAGAAUAGCAAUCGCAGAAACGAUCACAACGAUAACAGUAACAACCACAAUCUGCCGCUGCAAUCUGCUUCCUCCCCGCAGGCCUUGGAGACGGAAGCCAAUCCCUCGAUGCCAUCUGAUAACGUUCCCAAUCAGUACGCUGCUGAUGCUGGUAACCUUCGGCGCUCUACAAGAAAAAGGCGUGUGUUGGUCCAUGUCGACUACGAUUCUGACAAUAGUGAACAUGAAGUAUAUCGAAGUCAAACAAGUCGGUUGCCAAAACAUAGAUAUUCUUCGUCCCACACUACCAUCCACACUACCAAAGCAGAGCAUAUUGUAGAGGAAGAGGGUAGUCCUGAGCCCGCAGAGCCGAAAAAUAUGGAUGCUGCUGCUGCUCCUAGAAGAGAGGGAUUGCGACCGCGGCAAGGAAUAAGGCCCUCAAGACUAGAGCUUUCAUCUCAAGAUUUUGAAGAUGAUGAUCGGAACUCAUCUGACAGGGAGAUGGGGGCGAAAGAUGAGGGAGAGGAAGAAGAGGAAGAGGAGCCAGAAGAGGAGCAGGAAGAGGAGGAAGAAGAGGAAGAAGAGGAGGAAGAGGAGGAGGGGGAAGAAGAUGAAGAGGCCGAAGAGCGAGAAGGUCGCCGUCGCUAUGCUUUGCGAAACCGCACUGGUGUGCAGCGCUUUUCUCCUCGAAAGGAAGAAAGGACAACAAGGGCACCAUCUCCCCGAAAAAUGUUUCAUGGAGGGGGCAGCUCAAAGCGUGGUCGGGAAGGUCGUCGGUCAGGAAGCAGGGUGCAUAAAAGACGUCGUUCGAUGAGGGCUGAUGAUUCAGAUGACUCAUUGCUUGUGGAUGAACAGGAGCAAGGUGCAGCUCCCUGGUCGCGAUUAGUUCGAGGCUCUUCUCAUCCGUGGCUACCUGCAGGUCUUGAGGCACCUGGUCUGAGUAAUUUGAGCAUGGCUGCUAGUGGUUGGAGUCAACCUGGUAGCCAUUGGGCUUCGACUGCUCCAGGUGCUCAAACAGCCGGGCCAAGCUCGAAGGGAGGAGCAGAUAUUCAGCCAGUGCAGGUGGACGAAACAGUUGGAUUUGAACAGAUAGGAGGAUUAGCACACUACAUUGACCAACUUAAGGAGAUGGUUUUCUUUCCGUUAUUGUAUCCAGAUUUCUUUGUCAAGUAUCACAUAACUCCACCUCGAGGAGUUCUUCUUUCGGGUCCACCAGGUACAGGCAAGACACUUAUCGCCCGGGCCAUGGCAAGUGCGGCAUCCAGAGCAGGACAGAAAGUUAAUUUCUACAUGCGGAAAGGAGCUGAUGUGCUUUCCAAAUGGGUAGGAGAGGCUGAAAGACAGCUACGGAUGCUUUUUGAGGAAGCGCAAAAAUGCCAGCCAUCAAUCAUCUUCUUUGAUGAAAUAGAUGGUUUGGCUCCUGUACGUUCUAGUAAACAAGAGCAGAUUCACAACUCGAUUGUGUCAACUCUGCUGGCUCUCAUGGAUGGCCUUGAUUCCCGCGGGCAGGUGGUGGUCAUUGGUGCAACUAACAGGAUAGAUGCUAUAGAUGGAGCACUACGGCGACCAGGGCGGUUCGACAGAGAAUUAAUUUUGAACCACCCUACAUUUGAGGCUCGAGUGGAGAUUCUAGACAUUCAUACCAGAAAAUGGCAAAAGCCUCCAUCAGAAGAGUUGCGUAGAGAACUUGCAGCUGCAUGUGUUGGAUACUGUGGAGCAGAUUUGAAGGCUUUGUGUACAGAGGCAGCUAUUCGCGCCUUCCGGAGAAAAUAUCCUCAAGUUUAUAAGAGCGACGAGCAGUUUGUGAUUGAUGUGGAGUCUGUAGAGGUGGAAAGACGCCAUUUCUUGGAAGCCAUAUCUGCCAUUACACCUGCUUCUCAUCGUGGGGCAGUAACGUAUGCAAGGCCUUUUUCACCUGUGAUCUCUCCGUGCCUAGAAGGACAUCUUCAAAUAAUUAUGAGAAGAUUAUCGGACAUCUUUCCACUGAUGAUCCGGGACAUCUCCAGCAGUAACCUGUCAGAUAGCGAGGAAGAUGAAAGCCCAGAACAACUGGCUCGUUUGUUUGGAUUGGGAUGCAGUGCUCCUCGGAUUUAUAGACCCAAGUUUCUUCUCUGUGGAAGUGAAGGAGCUGGCUUGGAUCAUGUUGGACCAGCGGUGUUGCAUGAGUUGGAGCGGUUCCCAGUUCAUUCAUUGGGGUUGCCCUCACUUCUGUCUGAUCCAAGUGCAAAGAGCCCUGAAGAAGCACUGGUUCAUAUAUUUGGAGAAGCUCGAAGAAACACGCCCUCAAUACUUUACUUGCCUCAGCUUCAUCUUUGGUGGGAAACGGCUCAUGAUCAACUGCGAGCAGUGCUGAAGAUGCUUUUAGAUGACUUGCCUUCUGAUCUUCCAGUCCUAUUUCUCGGAACGGCCUCAGCAUGUGGAAAGGAUCUGGAUGAGUGCAUACGUGCCUUGUUUAGUCACAACUGUUAUGAAAUGAAGUUACCCAGCACAGAAGCAAGGUCUAAAUUCUUUGCACAGCUCGUUGAUGCUGCAGUUUCUGUUCCAAGGAGAAGAGCAAACAGCCGAAAUAGGCAGGAGGAGAUUCUUCAUGAUCUUCCGAAAGCACCUAAGAUUGUUAAAGGGCCAAGUGAGACAGAAUUACGAGAGCGGGCCGAGAUGGAGGAAAACCAUCUUAGGCGGUUGCGGAUGUGUUUUCGUGAUAUUUGUAACAGACUUUUAUGUGAAAGACGGUUUAGUAUAUUCCACUACCCAGUCAUGGACGACGAGGCUCCUGACUAUCGGAAUAUCGUACACAAUCCAAUGGAUGUGGCCACUCUGCUGCAACGUGUUGAUAGUGGACAUUACUUAACUAAGAAAGCUUUUUUGGCUGAUGUCGAUCUAAUUCCAGCUAAUGCUCAAGAGUAUAAUGGGGAUGAUUAUCAAGGAGGUCGAAUUGUCAGUAAAGCAUGUGCGUUACGUGAUGCGGUGCUGGGGAUGGUGUCCACAAUUGAUCCUGCAUUAGUGAAAAUUUGUGAUGAAAUUGCUGCUCGUGGAGGGCCUACAAAGCUUCCUGGAGUGCCCUCUGGCGUGCUAGUUCCGGCAGCUGCUCCUGCAACUGUGCGAGUUAGCGCUAGACUGCGAGGAUUCCAGCCGGAGGUUGAUGCUUUGAAGAAUUCUGACGGAGGUGCCCGCCGGACACGGAGAAGCAGCGAGGGGCUCUUCCCUGACUUCUCAAUAGGUGAAGGGACAAAUGGGAAUUGCUCAGAGGGGACUCUUAACCUGGAGCCAUCAGUGGAGGUGCGCACUGAAGCCGAAGAGAUGCUUGUGGAUAGACAGUCCUCACCAGCCCCAGAAACCUGUCAUGGUGUAAGGUCUGAGACCACUGAUGAACAGCAAGGAAAUGGCAACCUCAAUUUGCAUGAACGAUCUUUGGAGACAAACAAUCAUAGACAAAAACCUUGCGAGGAGCAGCGAAAAAUGUCUUAUGAACCCUCAAAUGAGGGCGAAGAUGGCUGUGAAGAUUCACAUGAGAAGGAUGAAGAGGUACUCAAGUCCCUCAAGCCGAGAAUCGAUGCUGUGAAAGAAAAAUUGAUAUCGCAGACCAAGGGAUUUGGAGUCUUUCGACUGGAGAUGCUCCAUGCAAACAUUUGCAGACUGCUCCAGCAUAAUCACGGGGAUUCCUGUUCUUCAAGAUUGGCUUCUCUGGAGGCAUUCAUCUCAGAUGAAUCGAUCUUGACUUAUUGACACGUCAAUAAUUAACAGGUUGGGCUUGCGAUAUUUGUCCAUCCAGGAAACUUUCGAAUUAGUCCCCCUCAUUCAAUUACAAAGGAAGCUGAUUGGCAACUCGGCAUUUUUUGUCGUUGUGGCAACAGGUAUAUCCUACUAACCUGAAAGAUCGCUGGUAAUAAUCAUCCUGCGAACACUUGAAUCGUCAUACAGUGAGUAAUCUAAUUGCGCGGAUAUUGGGAUAUAGCCGCAAAUCUCUUACUUGCAAGGUUGAUUUUUUAAUAGAGUAUGUUCUUUUUUUCUUUUUUUCUUAGGGGAAUAUACAGGAACAAUUUAGUAGUACUGUCCCUUAAAAGGCGUUUUUGGCAAAGCUUGUGACACUAUCGAGUUUGGAAUAGAGGUAAAUAGUCGGGAGGUGGUUCAGUACAGAAAUCAAGCAGUCAGUGGGCAUCUAUUCGUCCAGGCAUGAUGAACAAGAGUAAGAGUUAUAUUUUAGAAUCAAAUUUAUCCCUGUGAUAUAAGGCCAUGUGGACUCCAAUAUGUUAAAGUUCCUUCUGAUAAUCAAUUUAUAUUUUGAUACAAUUCUGAA
Physcomitrium patens is the source of this 5200-nucleotide messenger RNA. Its product is annotated as ATPase family AAA domain-containing protein At1g05910. Gene Ontology annotation, cellular component: nucleus. The record is from RefSeq and is a predicted model, not a curated record. Lineage: Eukaryota; Viridiplantae; Streptophyta; Bryopsida; Funariales; Funariaceae. Gene Ontology annotation, molecular function: histone binding; ATP binding; chromatin binding. Gene Ontology annotation, biological process: nucleosome assembly; transcription initiation-coupled chromatin remodeling; nucleosome disassembly.